AAUUUGGGCAGGGUUCAACACCCAUUUUGGGCUAUUCUUUAUAAAGCCGAUGUGAUCUGACUUAAAGAUUCAAUGCAUGUAAAUUCAUUCUUUCAACCACUGGAGCGUGAUUUUUAUAUAAAAAAACAACUAAAGACUCAAAAAUCAGGAGAUGUCUUUUGUUGUGAAAAUGAAUAAAUCAAAAAGCAGCAGCAACCAAAACAAUGGGAAGAAUGAAAAGUUGAUGAACGGAAACGCUGUGCAUCACGUCCGUGUGAAGACUCAUGUCAACCCAGACAAAACGAAGAGCGACAAGCUCAGGUGGACCGUCAGAGCCUCAGAAAUGUCCAAAAACACGCUCAAUCCCAUCCGAGCUAUAGUGGAUGGGAUGAAACUGACUCCCAACCCUGAGAAACCUAUGAUCGCCCUGUCUAUUGGUGACCCUACUGUGUUUGGGAACUUACCAACAGAUGACACCGUUCUGCAAGCAAUGAAGAAGGCCAUUGACUCAAACAAAUACAAUGGCUACGCUCCCUCAGUAGGUUACCAGAAAAGUAGAGAAGCUGUUGCAAAUUUCUACAAUCGACCAGAAGCUCCACUGGAAUCCAAGGAUGUGAUCUUGGCCAGUGGUUGCAGUCAGGCUAUUGAAUUGGCUUUGAGUGUGUUGUGUAACCCAGGGGACAAUAUCUUAGUCCCGUGUCCUGGAUUCUCCCUUUACAAGACUCUAGCAGUGUCUAUGGGCAUCCAGGUCAAGCUCUACAAUCUGCUACCAGAGAAAUCCUGGGAGAUUGAUCUUCAGCAUCUGGAGAGUCUUGUAGAUGAGAAAACCGCCUGCGUGAUCGUCAACAACCCAUCCAAUCCGUGCGGUUCUGUGUUCAGCAAGGAACACCUUCAAAAGAUAAUUUCCGUUGCUUCAAGAAACUGUGUCCCUAUCCUUGCUGAUGAGAUCUAUGGAGACAUGGUAUUCCCUGGACGUGACUUUUAUCCUAUGGCAUGUCUCAGUAGUGACGUGCCCAUCCUGUCCUGUGGUGGUCUGGCCAAGCGCUGGUUGGUUCCAGGCUGGAGGAUGGGCUGGAUCCUAAUCUAUGAUCGUAACAACAUCUUUGGAAAUGAAAUACGAGAGGGUCUUGUAAAACUGAGUCAGCGCAUUUUGGGACCUUGCACUAUUGUCCAGGGAGCAUUAGAGAGCAUUUUAAACAACACACCCGUGGAAUUCUACCAAAGAACUGUCGGUUUCCUCAAGUCAAACUCAGAGAUAUGUUUCUCAGAGUUGUCAACUGUUCCCGGCCUGAACCCAGUGAUGCCAGCUGGAGCCAUGUACAUAAUGGUGGGAAUCGAGAUGGAACAUUUCCCAGAAUUCCAGAAUGACGUGGAGUUCACUGAACGUCUGGUCACAGAACAAUCUGUGUUCUGUUUACCCGCUACGGCAUUUGAGUAUCCCAACUUCUUCCGAAUCGUGGUAACAGUUCCCGAGGAGAUGAUGGCGGAGGCGUGCGUUCGAAUUAGAGAAUUCUGCACACGUCAUUACCGACCUCGCAGUCAAGACAGCAAUGAUCUGGACCAAUAAAAAUAAAGACAGACAUGUGGAGGGGAGGUCAAAGGUCAGGCGUAAUGUAGUGCACAUGGCUGUAAAGUAAAAGUCCACUUAUGUGCAUCACAUGUGACAAAGGUCAAAAUGCAGAUCAAAUGUUUUUUCUUUCAGGAAACUAACAGUUCUGACUUUAUAUUUAUGUUUUUGUAUGAGUCAGUAUUAUAUGGGGAAAGGGGGGAUUGCAUGAAUGUGAAUGUUUUAGUGUAUUGUAUAGUAUAUUGUUUGUAUUCUUACACUAUAAAAGACAAUGUGGCAUGUCUGGAGCACAAAGGCAUUUAAUCUCUAACCUCCGUUAUGUUAUAUACUUAUCUUAUACGUAAAGAACAUUUUGUAAUGAAUCUGUUAAGUUUGCAUGCUCAACCCUAACUGACAUGUGACCCUGCCUGUGAAAACCUAAAUCAAAUUUUGGGAUAGGCAUGAAAGAUUGAUUUCAUGCAUUCAUUUUACUAUGAUUUUAAUGUUUGACAUGGCUUAACUCAGUGAAUGACAAAGAUAUCAAGGUUAUAUACUCACAGAAUGUUCUUUACGAAUUUAUGUAGAAAACAGUAAAUCGCAAAAUAUGACUUUAAAUGGAUUUUAACAGCCAGGGGGUCACAUGAAUGCAACAUAUAUGCCUUUUAAGGUUUUAUUCAUUUUCGUUUUCAAUGAUUGAAUUUAAGCUAUUUAAAUAAAAUUGUAUCUCAGAA
Triplophysa dalaica is the source of this 2256-nucleotide messenger RNA. It is a transcript of the gene tat, whose product is annotated as tyrosine aminotransferase. Gene Ontology annotation, biological process: aromatic amino acid metabolic process; biosynthetic process. NCBI's taxonomy places the organism in Eukaryota, Metazoa, Chordata, Actinopteri, Cypriniformes, Nemacheilidae. Gene Ontology annotation, molecular function: L-tyrosine:2-oxoglutarate transaminase activity; pyridoxal phosphate binding. Bases 152 to 1546 code for a protein of 464 amino acids. The record is from RefSeq and is a predicted model, not a curated record. The transcript has 12 exons.